Hevea brasiliensis (rubber tree) is the source of this 1611-nucleotide messenger RNA. Its product is annotated as squamosa promoter-binding-like protein 8. Lineage: Eukaryota; Viridiplantae; Streptophyta; Magnoliopsida; Malpighiales; Euphorbiaceae. Gene Ontology annotation, molecular function: DNA binding. Gene Ontology annotation, cellular component: nucleus. The transcript is spliced from 4 exons. The record is from RefSeq and is a predicted model, not a curated record. Bases 511 to 1431 code for a protein of 306 amino acids.
AAGUUGGGGAGAGACUAGAGAGCGAAAGUCCCCUGCUAUUAUCUCAUUCCUUCCUGCUUUUUACACAGAAAUCCACAGCAGUGGCCUUGUCACAAUUAUGUAACUAUCACAUGGGUAAAAUCGUAUUUUUGUUGCUCACCUCUGCUCAAGCCGCCUCAUAACUCUGCUCUCUGUCUCAGACUCGCUAGGGAGAGACAGAAAGCUGAAAAAGGCGUGGGCUUUUGAGAGAGAAAGAGAGAGGAGUGAGGAGCCUAGCUGAAAUAGAGAGUAUUCUGGGCGGGCAGGCAGCUAAAUAAAGAAAGAGAGCUUACAGAUAGAGAGAAAGAGAACUUAAUGUGCACGCCAAUACAGUGGAGAAAGCAACAGUCUAACUCUGCAAAUGGCAAAGUUAGGGUUUUGGUUUUCGAAAUUCGCAUUCUCUCCAUCGCUUCACUGAGUUCCAUACUGCCAUAGAUAAAAGAGCUUCCUUCCACUCUCACCGGAAAAGAAACUUUGUAAUUCGCUGCAAACAUGCUGGAAUACGAAUGGGGAAACCCAUCAACGAUGAUGCUCUCUGGAGACGAACCCACCCAAGACCCAGACCAGAACCGCCAGAUUUUCGAUCAUUACACUGCUCAAUCCUUCAACGGUAACCUUGUUCCCCAACCCACUACAGCUUUAUUUCACCACCCAACAACACAUCAGGUCAACUGUCUUUAUGACCCACGAGCCUACGCCAGCGCCACCUCCUACACACCUUCCCAUCCUUCCCUCCUCUCCGUAGACCCCAUCCCCAACCCCGCAGGAGCCGGUCCCUCAUAUUUCCUCGUUCCAAAGAGCGAGGAGGUCUCUCGACCCUCAGAUUAUUCGGCGAGGAUUGGGCUGAAUUUGGGCGGUCGGACCUACUUCUCUUCAUCGGAGGAUGAUUUCGUGAAUCGCCUUUAUCGCCGGUCCAGACCGGUGGAGGCCGGUUCGUCGAAUGCACCCAGGUGCCAAGCUGAGGGGUGCAAUGCCGAUCUGACCCACGCAAAGCACUACCAUAGGCGCCACAAGGUCUGCGAAUUUCACUCAAAAGCGUCUACCGUCAUAGCUGCCGGUUUGACUCAACGAUUCUGCCAGCAAUGUAGCAGAUUCCAUCUCCUUUCAGAAUUCGAUAAUGGAAAGCGCAGUUGCAGAAAGAGAUUGGCCGAUCACAAUCGCCGCCGCCGAAAAUCACACCAGAUAAAUCAAGAAAAUCACAGGUCACAAUCGGCAGAAAAUGCCCGCAAUUCUCCUUCUGAGAAUCUCACAAGUUCUCCACCCGACUAUGCAGUUCAUAAUUCCUCGUCCUCGGUGACUGUGGCAGUAUCGCCGCCUCGAAUUUUUUUGGAUUGUUUCAAGCAUAGACCAUAUCAGGCUACUGCAUCUUCUUCCUCCGCCUCAUCAAGUUCACUGUUUUUCUCAAGUGGGUAGUACUCAUAGUGCCACUGAAAAUUUAAGGAGGCUUAUUUAGCAAUAACAUAGUCUUUACGUCUAAUUUUCCCUUUUUUUUUUUUGUAAUUUCUCCCCCUUAUAUUUCGAUGUUCACCCUUGAAUUGGUGUUAUUUAUAACAUCAAGUGGAGUAUCAACCAAUAUAUAUAUGUUUAAAUGUA